UUCGAACCCAACAGGAGUGCAAGUCUGACUCUCCCGGGAGAAGGACCCAGGUCCUCCCUCCUCCUUGCCAUUACUUCCGCCAAAAUGUUCGACGUUUUUGGUAUUAUCCGUCGGUUACUCAAAAUCGAUCAGACUAGAAUAGAUAAUGUGAUCUUUUGUUUACAUUACAAAGCGACAAUGGUGAUUUUGGUGGCGUUCAGUUUACUGGUGACGAACAAGCAGUAUUUUGGUGACCCGAUCGACUGCAUGGUGGGCGCCAUAAACAGUCACACCAUCGACAUGUUUUGCUGGAUCCAGUCGACGUACACGAUACCGUCGUUGACUGGUGCCGUGGUGGGGGAGGAGGUGGCUCACCCAGGUGUCUCCAAUCACGAUGUUGUAAGGCUACCUGUCAUUAACGGCGACGACGGAGCCCGUGAGCAGUACACCAUCAAGCACCACACGUACUACCAGUGGGUCACCCUCGUCCUCUUUAUCCAGGCUGGUAUGUUCUAUGUUCCGCGUUACAUGUGGAAAAGCUGGGAGGGCGGACGAGUGAAAGGAUUGGUAAACGAACUCAAUCUCCCCAUUCUGUCCUCUGAUCUGAAAAGGGCACGCAUGACUAUCGCCGUCGACUACUUCAGAAGGAAUCUCCAUCAUCACAACCUCUAUGCUUACCAGUUCUUCGUCUGUGAGCUGCUCAACUUCGUCAACGUGGUCGGCCAGAUCUUUUUAACUGACAGAUUCUUGGACUUCGGGUUCUCCGAUUACGGACCGAGGGUGGCGCAAUAUACCAUGGACUCAAGCAUCGGUCAUGACCCAACGGACGAGAUCUUCCCUAAGGUGGCCAAGUGCACCUUCCACAAGUUUGGUCCUUCGGGAACCAUCAUGCGCCACGACGCUCUCUGUGUCUUGCCACUCAACAUCCUCAACCAGAAGAUCUACACCUUCCUCUGGUUCUGGUUCGUGGUGGUGGCGAUCAUCUCCGCUUUUGGUCUCCUCUACCGCCUGGCCACCUUAACCUCAAGCUUCCGCCAUCUCCUCCUCCGGGGACGCUCUCGCUUGGCCUCCGCAGAAAAGGUGGAGUCCAUCUCCCGCAGGUGCCAAAUAGGAGACUGGUUCAUUCUAUAUCUCCUGGCUAAGAACAUGGACCCAUUCGUGUAUAAGGACUUCGUCAACGACCUGAGCGAAAAGUUGGGUGAUAAAGAGCAUCUUUCCUAGUGGGGGUCAACCACAAAACACAGACGGCAACCAGGACUUCUCUGUGUUAUGCUACAUUCACCACAUUCCACCACAGAUAUCUAUGGGUGAUUCUUCCAUACUCUUAUCACCAGUAAGUAAGGUUAGGUUUGCCGUUCUAUGCCACCAAAAAGUCUAUCAGAAACCAUUACAUUUGAAUAUGGUUGAGUUUGCCCGUUUCCGUCCUCGUUAAAUCUGCCGCAUUCAAUCAGUGUUAACUACAGCUGAUCCAUAGUACGUUGGCGUUUACCAUGACACUUGUCUAAAUUUCUAUGAAUGUUUCUUGUAUGUCUUACUUCUGUUGAUCAUCUCAUUUUAUAAAUGAGUUGUUUAUGCCGACCAAAGAUGGGUGCGAAAUGUAUCAAGAGUUUGUAUACCCGCUCUUGUGCAGAAACAUUAUUAGAAUGAAGUAUGUAAUUCCAGUGAUAAUUUAUAAUACAUUAUGAUUCGCCA
Molecule: messenger RNA, 1671 nt
Organism: Homarus americanus (American lobster)
Lineage: Eukaryota; Metazoa; Arthropoda; Malacostraca; Decapoda; Nephropidae
Product: innexin inx2-like
Exons: 5
Coding region: 85-1200 (371 amino acids)
Biological process (GO): phototransduction
Cellular component (GO): plasma membrane; gap junction
Molecular function (GO): gap junction channel activity
Source: RefSeq, a predicted model, not a curated record